UUCGCUUUGGAGAGUUUGAAGAUUUCCUGAGACCUCAGAGCUGUGGUGGAUCUUGGGGAAAGAAUACAAUGCACUCACAGAGAGAGAUGAGAUUUUAUCAGAUGUCACAUCACGACUGUGGUUCACAUACAGAAAAAACUUCCCACCAAUUGGCGGGACAGGACCUACUCAGAUACAGGAUGGGGAUGCAUGUUACGGUGGGCGGCCAGAUGAUCCUAGGCGAGGCCUUGGUGUGUAGGCAUGUAGGCAGGGACUGGAGAUGGGCAGAGGCCAGAAACAAAGAGAAGAGUACAUCAGUAUUCUCAAACGCUUUCAUUGACAAAAAAGACAGCUAUUAUUCCAUCCAUCAAAUUGCCCAAAUGGGAGUUGGAGAGGGAAAGCCUAUAGGCCAGUGGUAUGGACCGAACACAGUUGCCCAGGUUUUAAAGUAAGUACUGUAGAGAAAAUACAGGUUACCA
Molecule: messenger RNA, 458 nt
Organism: Etheostoma spectabile (orangethroat darter)
Lineage: Eukaryota; Metazoa; Chordata; Actinopteri; Perciformes; Percidae
Product: cysteine protease ATG4B-like
Exons: 5
Coding region: 69-431 (120 amino acids)
Biological process (GO): protein processing; autophagosome assembly; aggrephagy
Cellular component (GO): cytoplasm
Molecular function (GO): protein-phosphatidylethanolamide deconjugating activity; cysteine-type endopeptidase activity
Source: RefSeq, a predicted model, not a curated record